Camelina sativa (false flax) is the source of this 724-nucleotide messenger RNA. RefSeq names its product N-terminal acetyltransferase B complex catalytic subunit NAA20. The record is from RefSeq and is a predicted model, not a curated record. Gene Ontology annotation, cellular component: NatB complex. Gene Ontology annotation, molecular function: protein-N-terminal amino-acid acetyltransferase activity. NCBI's taxonomy places the organism in Eukaryota, Viridiplantae, Streptophyta, Magnoliopsida, Brassicales, Brassicaceae. Gene Ontology annotation, biological process: N-terminal peptidyl-methionine acetylation.
GUUCUUCAAGAGAAUCAAUCAGACGAAGCUCGAAGGGAUUUGAGAGAGAGAAAGAAGAGAUGACGACGAUAAGUAGAUUCAGCUGCAACGACCUUCUCCGGUUCACUUCUGUGAAUCUAGACCACCUCACUGAAACAUUCAAUAUGUCCUUCUACAUGACCUACUUAGCGAGAUGGCCUGACUAUUUUCAUGUUGCCGAAGGUCCUGGCAAUCGUGUCAUGGGUUACAUUAUGGGUAAAGUUGAAGGACAGGGUGAAUCUUGGCAUGGUCAUGUGACAGCCGUCACUGUCUCUCCAGAAUAUCGCAGGCAGCAACUCGCAAAGAAACUGAUGAACCUUCUGGAAGAUGUCAGUGAUAAGAUUGAUAAAGCCUACUUUGUGGAUCUUUUCGUUAGAGCUUCCAACACACCAGCCAUCAAGAUGUAUGAAAAGCUUGGCUACAUAAUCUAUAGGCGUGUAUUACGCUAUUAUUCAGGAGAGGAAGAUGGAUUAGAUAUGAGGAAGGCAUUAUCAAGAGAUGUUGAGAAAAAGUCUGUGAUUCCUCUCAAGAGACCUAUCACACCUGAUGAACUAGAGUAUGAUUAAGACCCUCACUUGACCAGACUGUUAAAACACUGAAUGUUCUUUUUAUUUGCAUCAAAAAUAUUCCAAGAUCCUUUAGAUGAUGAUUGUAUGUGACAAUUGUGUGGUUUCGUAUCUGAAUUAUAAUUUUUUCAUUUCUUCCA